This is a messenger RNA of Pocillopora verrucosa, 2604 nucleotides long. Lineage: Eukaryota; Metazoa; Cnidaria; Anthozoa; Scleractinia; Pocilloporidae. The record is from RefSeq and is a predicted model, not a curated record.
UGUUGACAAUGAAUACUGCACUUUGAUACAUUUGACCACUGAUAUCAAGUCGUGUCAGGAGGGAACAUCGAUCUUCCUUGAUACGUAAGGUUCUAUGGGAGGAAUUCUUGGCCUCAGUAGCACACAGAUAUGAGUAACACAAUCGGCAUUCCUUGCUCACCACGAAUCAGCGACUUCAAUCCAGUUUAGUAUUUUAUGAGAAUGGAAGAAACUUCAAACGAGUUGAGGAAAGUUAACUUAAACGAAUUGGUAUUGGUCAGACAACAUAAAAUUCUCCGAAGUCCCUGGACAUGCCACCGAGAGCUUUUACUUUUUUUGGCCCUGGUUUUAAUAGCAUUGGGAAUACUUGCUUACUAUUUCGGAACAACGCAGUAUUUUACAGUACAAGGGCAGUUUGUGAACUUAAAUGCUGAUACUGUCAUCCAGUAUUUCGCUAGCUCCGAAAAUAGAGAGGAAGAUGGGAGGAGUUCAAAGCCAGUCGUCGUUGAAACGAAAAUUAACCUUGAGACUACCCUUCCCUCACAGAUGAAAAAUAUUAACAAUACAAUAAUUUUUUCUGACAUGGCAAAUAGUUUUACCACAGAAAGUUCCAAACAAACAAAAGUUCAUAUCAAUUUGAAAGCAAGUGUAAAACUUUCCCCGCCUACCGGAAAGAGGAAAUCCUCGAAAAGCGAACAAACUGCUCCAGAAUUGAAGAAUGAAUCGUUCUUUUCCUCGAUGAAAGACUUAUUUAUUCCGACAAAAAGAAGUAAAACGAAACUUUCAAAAAUAGAAAGUUUCCAAAGAAAAGGUCACGUCAUUCCGAGAAGUUCAAAUCUUCCAACCAAAAGUGUGAAAUCCACGUUCAGAAAAGUUCAAGGAACUUUAAGAGAAAUGAAGAAUAUCAAGUAUACAGAUUUACAACGAAAAUCUUCAACUGCACCAAGUCCUCUACCGAGGACGAAAUUCAACUUUGAUUCGUGGUAUCGUAAACAGACAGUUGAGAUAUGUGGAAGUGGAUGGCAGGACAAAUACCGUAAAUUACAUGACGAUAUUCUAAGCAGGCGUCGCCAAGAAAAAUAUCUUGUGUAUCUAUGUCCUGGCACUCGACAAGGUUGUUGUGGUUAUGGAAACAGACUCAGAGCUGUAGCGUCGCUAUUUUACCUCUCAGUUCUUACUGACAGGGCUUUUCUGAUUGAUUGGCGUGCGCCUGAACCAAUAGAAAAUCAUCUGACACCGCGAAACAUCCAAUGGAAUUACAGCGAACCCAUUGAUAUCUGCACGGGAUUACAAAUACGAAAACACUAUUGGGGAUCUACGAAAACGGACGUUCGCGAAGCUGAAGGGUACAUUAUUCAAGAACCAAAACACUUUAAAAAAUGGUUCACUUCUACAGAUUUAAAGCAAUUUUUUGACUGGCCGGUGGAAGAAAUAACCACGAUAUGGUAUUUCGCCGAGGGUGGGAUAAAAAACAAUCCAUUUCUUAUGAAGCGCGCCAAAGACUUAGGAAUAACACCCUUGAUUUCCAACACACCAAAGUUUAAUCUCAUAGGAUGUGCGUUUGACUUUUUGUUCUCAAAGUCGGAAGCUUUGGAAAGUAAACUGAACGAAAUGAGAGCGCAGUUACAGUUUGAUAAAGGGCCAGUUAUUGGGGUACACAUACGAACAGGGGACGACCAAUUUGAUUAUUUCUCCUCCGAAAACGUCCGCACAUGGAAUGCCAGGAACGUUUCAAAAUUCUUCGAAUGCGCAACUAAAGUAGAGAGCGAACUAUUUUUGAACGAGACAGACGGACGAGAAAAAGUCCGUUGGUUUCUCUCCACUGAUAACGAGCAAGUGAGAACUUUAGUUCAAGAAAUCUAUCCACACAAGGUAGUCGCGACCAAUUUAACAAUCUUACACCUGGAUAUUCUCUUCAACACCACAAUCUUCAACUUUACGGCACAGUGUAACUACACGGAUGAAACUAACACAACUCUAGUGUGCUACAAUGUCGAAAUAUUAAAUGUAACUGCAUAUUGCCUAAACCGCACAAAAUAUAAUUUUACUCAAGAAAUAGAAAAUAACUCUACAAUUUAUGGCACAGAGAUGGCCACGGAAGGCAUUAUUGCAAUGUUAGUGGAUCAUUUCUUAUUAGCUGAAAGCGAUUUUCUCGUCUUGUGCGACAGCAGUUUUGGUUCAACAGCGGUGGGAUUGGGUAUGCGUAACACAGAUAGCUAUAUCUUGGCCGAUCGAGGUUGUGUUGACUUUGCGACGGCGCAGAAAGAUACAAGAUUGAGGUUUUUCGGACGACGAAGACGGUGACCCAUGUUCUUCAACCCUGUUUAUUUUGACUGAAUUGCACAUCUUCUCGUAAUUGAGAGUACAUCUUCGUUAAUAUACCACUGUGCUUUUACCUUUAAAACAGAUCAUUUUGAGCGAGUACCACGAACUAAACCAAAGUUGAGUAAAAGAACUAAGAAUCAGUUGACGUGAACGUUAUCAAUCGCUAAAAACGCUGGCGACUUAUUAGCAUUUGUUUCAAUCGUUUCUAAAUUGCAUUGAAAUUGCUCUUUCUCAAAAGCUUGGUACCUCGAACCUUAUACGACCACACUAUACACCUAUCAUUAAACUUACACGUGAAUA